GGGAUUUUUUAGAGGUAACACGAACUUGCUAUAAGGAUUAACUUGGAUUGCCUUUUGUGGUGCAAUAUUUAAAGAGCAUACUGCUAAAAGGACAUAGCAAUGGAGUGGAGGAUUAUAGUACCUGUUCUGUGUCUAAUUGGAAUCCUACAUGUGCGAGGAAAUGCUGCUCAGUCCAGCAGUACCACCAGCAUCAUCAGCACCAACGCCAUCACUGUAACUUCAAAUCCAACUGCAACUGCGAGUAAAACUGCAACUUCAAAUCCAACUGUAACUGCGAGUAAAACCGCAACUUCAAAUCCAACUGUAACUGCGAGUAAAACCGCAACUUCAAAUCCAACUGCAACUGCGAGUAAAACUGCAACUUCAAAUCCAACUGCGAGUCAAACUGCAUCUUCAAAUCCAACUGCAACUGCGAAUCCAACUGCAACUUCAAAUCCAACUGCAACUACAAAUCCAACUGCAACUGCGAGUAAAACUGCAACUUCAAAUCCAAUUGCAACUGAGAGUCAAACUGCAUCUUCAAAUCCAACUGCAACUGCGAGUAAAACCGCAACUUCAAAUCCAACUGUAACUGCGAGUAAAACCGCAACUUCAAAUCCAACUGCAACUACAAAUCCAACUGCAACUACAAAUCAAACUGCAACUACAAAUCCAACUGCAACUAUUCUUCAAUCUACGACUCCAGCUACAACAGUCUCUACACCAGCUGCAACCACCCCUACACCUGCUAACACUGCAUCCCUUAAUUUGGUGUUCAAACUUACUAAAACCUUCAAGCCCAUCUUCUCCGAUCUGAAUAAUCCUGAGACCAAACAGCUGAUAGAAGAGAUCACCAAUGCGUUUACUCCAAUUUACCGGAAACGGUUUUCAAACUUCCGUCGCAUGUUUAUUCGAAAAUUCAGUGCGGGCUCAGUUGUGACGGAUUCUGUGCUUGAGUUUAACAACACAGACGCUAGUCCUAAUCUGACAGAAGUGAAAAACACAUUUGUUGAUGCAAUUACAUCUGGAGAUUUCAACUUUACAGUUGAUAACACAUCCAUCAGUGUUUCCGAUAUCACAACAACCAAUGCUACGACAAUAGUCUCUACUACAGCAGACUUUAAUCUUUCUGAAUAUAAUGUGACCUUUACAAUGAAUGAAACCUUCAGCAGUGAACUAUCAAAUAUCAGCUCUUCUCGAGCCGUAGCUCUGGCAAAGAAUAUCACUGCUCAGUUUGAUGGAGUUUUCAAGAAACUUUUUUCAAACUUUGUUCGCUCGCUCAUUUGGCGGUUCAGGAGUGGCUCCAUUAUUGUAGAUGGUCUAUUGGGAUUUGACAAAACUGGCACAAGUCCUACUGCGGCAGAGGUGGUUAAAGUCAUAGUUGACAGUGCUAAAAAUGGGACAUUCACAUUCAGAGUUGAUUCACUAUCUGUUACAGACCCAUCAGGAGUCACUGCUAACAGGUCUCCGGUCCUGGCUAGUAUGAUGACGGCUUUGUGGAUGACCCUUGCAUCACUCGUGGUGUCAGCUGUGAUGCACUAAACACACAAAAUCAUGUCAACACAAAAUGAACGUGGCAUCUCUGAUCUUUUCACAUUCAGAAUCAGCAAGUCACAAAGCAAAACAAGCCAAGUUAUGAUUUACUAGUCUUUCUUGCCACAUAUAGAGCCAUAGUGAUACGUAUGGUAUGGUAUUUUGGUUUCUUUGGUUUACAAAAAGCACAUUGUUUAUGUGUACACUGAGCGGGAGAAAGAAUGAGGAUUGGUUUAUUGGAACCAAAUCUGAACAUUUCUUUAUGACACAGGAAUGGCACAAGUGAAAGUUACCUAUAAAGCUUAUAUGUUGUAAUUCAAAAUUUAGAUGGUUUUGCUCUUCUGAAAAUGGAUUGAACAAUAAACUAUAUAUCUUUACCAAUGUAUUAAUUAGAUUAUGAAGAUGUGAAAUCUAUGUAUUUAAUCUUUAAGUAAAUGAAAAAUGUUCUGAUAAAUGCUCUGUAUUCUGUGUUUUAUGAAGUACUUAUGUUUAAUAAAAUGAAGGUGGAAUCCUGUUCCAUUUGUAAAUUCAGUGCUGCAAAAACUUUACAAAUAAAAACUGUAUCUAGAUUAA
Molecule: messenger RNA, 2085 nt
Organism: Sinocyclocheilus anshuiensis
Lineage: Eukaryota; Metazoa; Chordata; Actinopteri; Cypriniformes; Cyprinidae
Product: putative GPI-anchored protein PB15E9.01c
Exons: 12
Coding region: 100-1521 (473 amino acids)
Source: RefSeq, a predicted model, not a curated record